This is a messenger RNA of Saitoella complicata NRRL Y-17804, 647 nucleotides long. RefSeq lists its product as uncharacterized. Lineage: Eukaryota; Fungi; Ascomycota; Saitoellomycetes; Saitoellales; Saitoellaceae. The transcript has a single exon. The record is from RefSeq and is a predicted model, not a curated record. The coding region runs from base 136 to 543 and encodes 135 amino acids.
GAAUGGGUGCGUAUUAAGCUUACCGGUACCGGUAUCGAUGAGGCUGGUGUACAUGUGGCUGUGCGCUAUCGAUACAUGUCGCUGUACGAAGAUUUUCGAGGAGGAAGAAAAACAUAAUCGAACAAUUCCGCCGUUAUGCCUUCUUUAAACAACCCAAAUAAGAUCAAGCACACUCACAAACGUCACAAGGCCAGACCCUCAGCGGCCAAGGCCCAACGUGCUCGCCAGGCCAUCGCUAACGGCGCCACUGUCAUCGAGCGCAACUCCUCCAAGGGCCCCGCUUUGGCCGUGACAGACCAAAUUCUGCAUGGUCGUAUCGACAGCAAGAAGACGUUGAAGAAGAAGGUUCGUGCUGGAAAGUACGCUCUGCAAAGACUGAAGGCCGCUGGCAUUACUCUCGGAGAGGACGGAGAGAUGAUUGUUGAUGAGGAGGAGGCUGUUGAGCAGACAAAGAAGGGCAAGAAGGUUUUGGUACAGAAGGACGAGGAGAUGGAGAUUGAGUCGAGUGGAAUGGGUACCGAAUUGGGUGGACCACCGCAGUGAACAUUGAGGGCGCUGUGUAUUUAUUUUGUUCUGAUUUAUUCUGGCGUUAAUGUGAUUUUAUUUUAACUGAUGUCAUUGUGGCUCUGUCGGGGCACAUGUCCAUG